AAAAGGAGACCUAAAAGGAGGGAGAGAGAGAAGGAAAAAGAAGGGCAUAAAGUCACUAGCAGAAGCUUUUUAUAUGUGCUUUCUGCAAUUUACCAGAUAUUUACAAGGGAGUCUCUUCAGAGUACAGAGAAAUCUGUGAACUGUUGGAAUAUUAUAAGUCUUUCCUUGAGAUGUCAGCCAAGAGCUUCAGUAGAGUCGUACUCACUAUGGUGCUUAUUCUCUUCCUGAAGAUACAACUCUCAGUACCAGCGCCGUUGAAUGGGUCAAAAUGGUCUUAUAUUGGUCCUGAUGGAGAGAAGACCUGGCCGAAGAAAUAUCCAUUCUGUGGGGGAGUAUUUCAAUCACCGAUAGAUUUUCACAGAGAUAUUCUCCAGUAUGAUUCUAAUCUCUCACCUUUAGAAUUCAUAGGCUAUAAUGUGCCCUCCACCGACCAGUUUACACUGACCAAUAAUGGUCAUUCAGUGAAAAUGUAUCUGUCGCCUACUAUGCACAUCAGAAACCUCCCUUUUGAAUACACUGCAUCUCAACUUCACCUACACUGGGGAAACAGAAACAAGUCAGAAGGCUCAGAGCACACAGUCAGUGGGAAGCAUUUUGCAGCAGAGCUGCAUAUUGUACAUUAUAACUCUGAGAAAUAUCCAGAUGUAACAGCAGCAAUGGACAAAGCAGACGGACUGGCAGUUUUGGCCAUCCUUCUUGAGAUUGGACCCUUCAACCCAUCAUAUGAAAAGAUCUUCAGGCACUUCCAGAACGUGAAAUACAAAGAUCAGAUGGUCCAAGUCCCUGGUUUCAAUAUUCAAGAACUGCUUCCUGACAGACCAGAUGAGUACUAUCGCUAUGAAGGAUCCCUGACAACUCCUCCUUGCUACCCUAGUGUUCUCUGGACAGUCUUCCGACACCCUGUUAAAAUUUCACAAGAGCAGUUGCUGGCACUGGAAACAGCCAUGUACUGCACAGAGAGUGACGACCCAGAACCCCUGGAAAUGGUCGAUAACUUUCGCAAUGUUCAGGAGUUUCGUGAAAGACUAGUUUUUAUUUCUUUCCGUGAAGGUAAGCUGUACAAAUGCUUCUAUGCAAAGAAACUGCACAGUGCCUUGUAUAAAUCUGAAAUAUUGAUGUGGCGGUCCUGUUGCCUGAACCACUACAAAAAUAUGGGGGUUUCAUUCUCCUGUGGUUCACUUUGUUCCCUUUUCUUCCCUUUCUGCAUUGUUGCAUGGGCAACUGUAUGAGAGUAAGGUAUUUGGAGAGCAUAUAAAAAGAUUUGUUUCACAACAGGUAUCGUACAAGCCAAUACCAAGCAACUCUUCUGAUCAAAGGGAAGGAGAUAAAAGAAGGAAGACAUGUUCAGCCUUGUCAUGCUUAGCAGAGCUAUUUGCUGUCACUCCAAACACUAAAUAGCUCUCUACAUCUGAACGCUUUCAGUCAGCUUAGCUACUUGAGCUGGCCUUGUCUCACAAGUCACAUUUGCAGGCUCUCAGUAAUAUCAGGUCUGCUUUUGUGCAGACAGCAAGUUUAAAAGGAAUCACAGCUUUGCAUUUCUGGGAGACUGUUUGGGGGAAGUUACAGAGAAUCAGAAGAGGUCCUUGAGAAACUCAAACUUGGCAAGUAAAAAUAACUCAUUACACUGUAUUGUAUGAUCUAGUAUUACAAGUGAGAAAAAAUAGCCAUCUUACAAAGAAGGACUGAUUCAAAAGCUUAAUUAUGCAGUGUUACACUAUGACAAUACAUAAUACAAUAUAUAUAUAUGUAUUGGAAUAAUUGCGUGUAACUUAAUAAUUAUUUAAAUAAGUAUGUUAAUCUUUCUGUCCUUGCUACCUAAGCACAUUUCUCUCAUUGAUUUCUAAUGACUUAGAUCUUAGUUUCUCUGUAUUUUUACUUGAGUAAAAAACAUUUACAGUCCUGAGCAGUCUGACUAUGGCUUGAACCACAAGCUAUAACUUCACAAUUUAAUUAUAUUCUCUAGCUUGGCACUAAAUCUCUACAUUUCAUCAUCUCUAGAGCUCCAGAGCAAGAAAGGCUACAUCUCCAUAACUGUUGCAGCUCCUGACUUUUAUUUUAUUAACCACUCUAUCUGCAGAAUACAAUAUAGUUGAUCCUCAGAAAAAAGCUUUAUGGACCAGGUGUACGAAGGGCAAGCUUGAGUGCUAAAGGCAAUGCAGAGUUUUCAGUAUGGUUCAGAGAUCCAGACUACUUCAGGUUCUCCUAGGCCUCACUUCUGCACACCCUAGAGAAAGCUACUGACUAGAAAAACAUCUGUUUUAACUUGCAGCACUGAAGAAGGGACAGUAAUUUAAGAAGAGAUGGCUUAUUUCCCAAUAUUGAGGUGCAGAGAAACAGCAUAACAUAUUCUUUUGUUUAAAAUAUGAUAAAGUUGCUGAAGAAGCUAAAUUCAGUCAGUGGAGUCAUAACUACAUGACUUCAGACUUUUUAUCAAGCACCUUUCAGUUUAGGUUCAGUGACCCUACUUAUCUACACAAGUCUUACAGUUUGCAAAUAAAGGUGUACAAAAGUGACUUUCCCCAAGGUUUCCAUGAUGUUAACUACUGAGUGGAAUGGAGCCCAAACUGAAACACUAGUGGGUCUGUACGCCGGCAAGCCAGCUUUAUUUUUCAGUAACAAAAGAGAAGCCCAUGACAUCACUUCUGAUGUCACAUAGAGCCUAUCUAUGAAGCAUGACUGGAAGUAUCUCUAGCACAAAAGGUAAAGCAAAACGCAUUACAUGAUGCAAACAUACACAACAGAAAUCUCAAAAAUAAGUGGCCUCUGCUUUUUUGAAAUUCUCUAAGGACAGAAAGUCCCAAGCUGCUAGAGCUUUAAUUCCCAAAGUUUGGGGAAAAAACAAAACCAAGCAAACUUGCACAAUAAGGAACUUAUAAUAACUUAAUGGAAAUGCUGUAAUAAGUGAAUGCAAAAAGUAGACUGAAGAGUCUCAGCCAAUAGUAAGUGGGCAGCUUUGGAAACAGCAUUCAUUUUAACAAUCUCAAGAUACCAAUUUUUUACCAGCAUUACUGAAUUCCAACGAAAUAUAGACAUUGUAGAGGCUCUAAAAAGCCGGAA
Molecule: messenger RNA, 3057 nt
Organism: Cygnus olor (mute swan)
Lineage: Eukaryota; Metazoa; Chordata; Aves; Anseriformes; Anatidae
Gene: CA12
Product: carbonic anhydrase 12
Exons: 8
Coding region: 171-1229 (352 amino acids)
Cellular component (GO): plasma membrane
Molecular function (GO): zinc ion binding; carbonate dehydratase activity
Source: RefSeq, a predicted model, not a curated record